Molecule: messenger RNA, 811 nt
Organism: Ziziphus jujuba (common jujube)
Lineage: Eukaryota; Viridiplantae; Streptophyta; Magnoliopsida; Rosales; Rhamnaceae
Product: oleosin Ara h 10.0102
Exons: 1
Coding region: 62-604 (180 amino acids)
Biological process (GO): response to freezing; lipid storage; seed oilbody biogenesis
Cellular component (GO): membrane; monolayer-surrounded lipid storage body
Source: RefSeq, a predicted model, not a curated record
CCUUUUAUAUCACAUCUCUCUUCCUCUUCCUCUCUCCCUCUAGGAUCCUUCAACAUCAUCAAUGGCAGACCGUCCUCAACCUCACCAGAUCCAGGUCCAUCCUCAGCACCCCUAUGGCGGCGUUCAACACCAGUAUGGCGGUGCUGGUGGUAAGAACGUCUACUCUCAGCAGCAGCACAACAGAGGCCCCUCCACCAGCCAAGUUCUCGCCGUUCUGACACUCCUUCCCGUUGGUGGGACCCUGCUGGCGCUAGCCGGAAUUACACUUACCGGAACCAUUAUCGGGCUCGCCGUCACCACCCCGCUUUUCCUUAUAUUUAGUCCGGUUCUGGUUCCGGCGGGCCUUACGAUAGGCCUUGCCGUCGCGGCGUUUCUCACGUCUGGAGCUUUUGGGCUGACUGGGCUGUCUUCCCUCUCAUGGUUCUUCAAUUUCUUCCGGCAGGCCACCGGAUCUACUGGGUCAGUGCAAGAGCAGCUGGACCGAGCUAAGAAGCGUAUGCUGGACGUGGCCGAGUAUACGGGCCAUAAAACCAAGGAUGUGGGCCAGGAGAUCCAGACCAAGGCCCAAGAAGGAAAGAGGUCUGAAGGAGUUAGAGAAAAAUAGAGAGGUUUUUGAGAGGGAUCGUGAAAAUGGGUGGGGAAUAAUGUAAAAUUUCACUGGUUUUUUUCUUUGAAUGUUUGUGCUGGCAUUGUAGCUUGUGCAAAUGUGUCUGUUCCAGGUAUUUCUUAGUGGAGUCUAUUAAGUGGUUUUUGUAAUUUUCUUUCUUUUUGUUUUGGCACAGAAUUUUAUAUGUCAGAAGAAUUUGGUCUA